Messenger RNA from Carassius auratus (goldfish), 2078 nucleotides. Its product is annotated as target of Myb protein 1. The record is from RefSeq and is a predicted model, not a curated record. Gene Ontology annotation, molecular function: ubiquitin binding; clathrin binding; phosphatidylinositol binding. Lineage: Eukaryota; Metazoa; Chordata; Actinopteri; Cypriniformes; Cyprinidae. Gene Ontology annotation, biological process: signal transduction. Gene Ontology annotation, cellular component: membrane; endosome. Bases 85 to 1536 code for a protein of 483 amino acids. The transcript is spliced from 16 exons.
CUGGAAUCAAUCGAUCGCACUUCCUUCGCGUGAGCGCGCGUUCAUGGUUCAGUCUGCUGUGAGCGCGCUCUCUUAGCCUCUCAGAUGGAGUUUCUCAUCGGCAGCCCGUUUUCGUCUCCUGUCGGACAGCGGAUCCAGAGAGCCACCAGUGCUGCUCUUCAGACGGAGGACUGGAGCCUGAAUCUGGAGAUCUGUGACAUCAUCAACGAGACGGAUGACGGACUCAAAGAUGCAGUGAAAGCGUUAAAGAAGAGGAUUGUGGGUAAUAAGAACUUCCGGGAGGUGAUGCUGGCUCUGACUGUUCUUGAGAUGUGUGUGAAGAACUGUGGCCAUCGUUUCCAUGUGUACGUCUGCUCCAGAGAGUUUGUGGAGGGCGUCCUGGUCCGAGCGAUUCUGCCCAAAAACAACCCCCCCAUGAUCCUUCACGACAGAGUCCUGAGCCUGAUCCAGGCCUGGGCCGAUGCCUUCCGGAGCAAUCCGUCUCUGUCCGGAGUGGUGGACGUCUAUGAGGAUCUGAGGCGGAGAGGCCUGGAGUUCCCCAUGACGGACCUGGACUGUCUCUCGCCCAUCCACACGCCCAGCAGGAGUAUUCCAGAAAACGGUGUGUCCUCCUCAUCUGUGUCCCCGUCUCAGACACACACCUCACCAUCAGACGGACAGCGGGGCCCUGACGAGAAGCGGAAGCUGAGAUCUGAACUGGAUCUGGUCAAAGGAAAUCUGAGUGUAAUGACUGAGAUGCUGAACCACAUCAAACCUGGAGAGACGUCAACAUCAGACGCAGAACUGCUGCAGCAGCUGUAUUCGGUGUGUAAGCAGAUGCAGCAGAGGGUUGUGGAGUUGAUUCCCAAUCUGUCUGAUGACGAGAUGAUCGGGGAACUCCUGCUGGUCAAUGAUGAUCUCAACAAUGCGUUCAUCCGCUAUGAGAGGUUUGACAGACUGAACCUGCAGAGAUCAAACCCAGAAGAACAGGAGUCGCAGACUGAGACAGAAAACCUUAUUGACCUCGGGCCUGAGUCUCCAUCGCCCAAUCAGAACACACUCCCAGCUGUCAAUCAACCCGAGCCCCGCCCUGCAUCCGACCGCACGAGCAGCUCAGCGCUGGAAGAUGAAGAGUUUGACAUGUUUGCUCAGUCGAGGAGCAGCUCUCUGGCCGAACAGAGGAAGAGUGUGCGGUACGAGGACCCCGGCGCUGUGGAGGGUCUGGCUGAAGCUCUGGACACACGUCUGCAGGUCACAGCAGGGGGCUCUGAGAGCGACUGGGUCCGUCAGUCUCAGUGGAUUUACAGCGAGGCUCUGGCUCCAGCUCCGCGCAGCUCAGCCAUGGAUGAAAUCGAGAGGUGGCUGUCUGCAGAGAUGCCUGAUGUUGAUGACAGUGAGGGUGUGACGAGUGAAGAGUUUGAUCAGUUUCUAGCAGGAAGAGCUCAAGCUGCGGAUCAUCUUCCCUCGAUGAAGAGCGUCUCGUCUGUCGGUGUCGGUCCCUCGAGCCCUCGUCAGACAGCACAGGAGCAGAACCACGAGCAGAUCUUCCGGCUCUGAGAUCCGCAUCACUUCCUGUCGCUCAUCGAGUGAGGAAGACUCCACAGUAAAGCCUCGUCUUCAUCUCACUUCAGCUUGGUCUCUAACUCUCAGCCUGGCUCUGGAUGUGUGGGAAACGUCUGAUAAGAAACACCCUGAACGCUGUUUGCUGCUGGUGUAAUGUGUGUAUUAAUGUGUGUUUCACUGGGUACAGCAGCAUUAAUUUAUGUUGUGAAUUAACCACAAGAUAAGGACUCUCAUACCUCUGACUGAAUGUCAUCAUCAUAUUAAAUAUACUCUGUUCACGGUUGUGUCCUUUACUGUGAUUCACUCAAACUCAGUGUGUGACGGAGAUUCAGAUUCAACACCAAACACUAGAACAUCCUGGAUAUUAUGAACAAUCUGCAGUUCUGUCAUCUGUCUCUUUAAAUGUUUGUGCUGUUUAAACUCAGAUGAUUACUCUCAGCUGGAGAUAUUAAUGUUUUACAGUGAAUCUGUUGAUGUUGUGUAUCAUCAUAGUUAUGCUAUAGGAUGAUUAUUAUUAAAAUCUUAUUCUUAUCGUC